GGGCGGGGAGGGAGUCACUGCCGCCGGGAGCUCGCGCUCGGCUGGUUCCGGGUUGAGAGGCUGCGCUCGGACCGGAGCAGUGGCCGCCGAACCGGCAGGGCGCCAUGGCGUGCAGCCUCAAGGACGAGCUGCUCUGCUCCAUCUGUCUGAGCAUCUACCAGGACCCGGUGAGCCUGGGCUGCGAGCACUACUUCUGCCGCCGCUGCAUCACCGAGCACUGGGUGAGGCAGGAGGCGCAGGGCGCCCGCGACUGCCCCGAGUGCCGGCGCACGUUCGCCGAGCCCGCGCUCGCGCCCAGCCUCAAGCUAGCCAACAUCGUGGAGCGCUACAGCGCUUUCCCGCUGGACGCCAUCCUCAACGCGCGCCGCGCCGCGAGACCCUGCCAGGCGCACGACAAGGUCAAGCUCUUCUGCCUCACGGACCGCGCGCUGCUCUGCUUCUUCUGCGACGAGCCCGCGCUCCAUGAGCAGCACCAGGUCACCGGCAUCGAUGAUGCCUUCGAGGAGUUGCAGGAGGUGUUCCCCCCACCACCGCCGACAUGAGUCUCUGCAAGUCAGCCUGAGCUUAGCAGGUGCCUGUGGAUGACCCUUGGCCCAGCAGAAAUGGCCCCAUGUUCACCAUCUCUCCCUCCCUGCCCCUUUCAUCCCCAAACCAUGACUGACUCCCUCCCAGUCUGGCUCUUUGAGGAUGGAGAGCAAGAACUGGGGGCUCUGGUUGCUUGCACAGGUUGGCAUCGGCCCUCUGUCCCCAGAGCAUUUUGUGCCGGGCCCUGGUAUCCCCAUCUCUCCAUCUGUGAAGUCAUAUAAACAGGGAGGGGAGAAAUUUUGACACUGCUGGGUGCAGGUUGUGAGGGUUUGAAGGGACUCUGAAACCAUCUGUCCAACCUCUUCUAAUAUAGAUGUGGAGACUGAGGUCCAGAGAGGUGAUGUGACUCCCCCAAACCCCCACUACCAGACAAGAGAGAGCCAGGCUAGAAAGCUCCGCCUGCCCCAGGCCAGAUCCCUCCUCUGCCACUCAGCCCCUCCUCUCCCCAUCUGACUUUCUAGCUAGAGAGGCCUCUGUCUUCUGAGCCUGUGUUUCCCUGUCAGCAAACCAGCAAAUCAAAACAACUGUGUUUCGGUUUUUUACAAUUCUUUCCACAUCCUGGGGAAUGCGGGAGAAAUUAAAGGUAUAUUUUCUCUAAA
Messenger RNA from Ailuropoda melanoleuca (giant panda), 1184 nucleotides. RefSeq names its product E3 ubiquitin-protein ligase TRIM62-like. NCBI's taxonomy places the organism in Eukaryota, Metazoa, Chordata, Mammalia, Carnivora, Ursidae. Gene Ontology annotation, molecular function: zinc ion binding. The coding region runs from base 105 to 542 and encodes 145 amino acids. The record is from RefSeq and is a predicted model, not a curated record. The transcript has 3 exons.